UUAACACAAUUUCAUUGCUGUCAGACUUUGAAGAUGGCGUCGUCUCCGACCAAAACUUCAACAUUAAAAAAGGAGAAAAAAGACGAAUCCUUCCUUGAAAAAGUCACAACACUCGGGAGGAGGAAAAAGAUAAAAGACCUUAAAGAAGUGAAUGAUCUGAAUCAAGAUGGAAAGAUUUCCAUUGAUACACCAGGAAGUCCUGUCGAACUCACAGCCGAUAACUUCAUCCUUGAGAAUGGUGAGGAGAGGUCCAUGAUUGAACCGGACUCUAGGGAUGAUGCCAAACUCAAGGAACUUAUUCAGGUUUUGAUGGACUGGAUCAAUGAAGAACUGAAGGAACAGCGAGUCAUAGUCCGAGAUCUAGAGGAAGAUUUACACGAUGGUCAAAUCCUUGGAAAUCUCAUAGAGAAACUUGCUGGCAUCAAGCUAGAGGUACGUGAAGUGAUGCAAUCUGAGGUCUUCCAGAAGCAGAAACUUCAGGUUGUUCUGGACACUGUCAACAAAAUCAUGAAUCUACCUAGAUGGAAUCAACAGAAAUGGAGUGUAGAUGGUAUCCAUUCAAAGAAUCUUAUAGCAAUUCUUCACCUCUUGGUGGCGCUAGCAUUUCACUUCAAGGCACCCAUCAGAAUUCCUGAAUAUGUGUCGGCAAAGGUCGUUGUAGUUCAGAAAAAAGAUAAUUUGCUUGUCACAAAUCGGGUCACGGAAGAUAUUACGACUACAAAUGAAGCAAUCGGUGGUAGAUUUGAGAGGGAUGCUUUUGAUACUCUGUUUGACCAUGCUCCUGACAAGCUCAAUGUAGUCAAAAAGUCUCUCAUUAGUUUUGCCAACAAGCAUCUUAAUAAAAUCAACUUUGAAGUCAGCGACCUCGAUAGUCAGUUUCACGACGGUGUUUACUUCAUCUUGUUAAUGGGUCUUCUUGAGGGGUACUAUGUACCUCUCUACAACUAUCACGUCACGCCAACAGUGUUUGAAGAAAAGGUCCACAAUGUCAACUUUGCUCUGGAUCUGAUGGACGACGCGGGUCUUCCGAAAGCUAAAGCUAGAGCAGAGGAUGUCGUCAACCAGGACCUGAAAUCCACAAUGAGAGUCCUGUAUAACAUAUUCACCAAGUACAAACACCUGACAUAGGAACAACAGGGGGUGCUUUAUCCUUAGCAACUUAGACUACAACUCUUGCCUGUCACUAGAGGGCGACAAAUAGCCAAUCUUGUACAUAACAAUAUAUUCAUGUGUAUAAAAAACAAAUUGUUUUAGUUCUUUUAGUUAUCAUGAAGCAUAUUAUUUUGUGGUGUCUAAGUCAUUAACAAUAUUGGAAAUAAUAACAUGCCUAAGUUCCACAUGAUGGAUUGGGACGUCGUCAGUCGAUAACAUCUUUGCAUAACUACAAAGUAUAACCUGACAUUUUUACCAUCAUGUUACUGGGCCCAAUUUCAUGGCUCUGCUUGCUGCCACAUUCUGCAUUUGAGAGCACCAUUCUUCGCUUAUAGGACAAGCAGUAGUGGUGUAAGCAAAGAAUUCCUAGUAACAUGGACUAAGCAGAAAUUCCCUGCUAACCUGUGAAAUCUGCUUGACGUAAGUGCGGAAUUCGCUGCUUCCGUAAGCCCUGAUUAUUUGCUUAUGAAUAGCAGAGCCAUGAAAUUGGGCCCUGUAAGUAUGUAGGUGUCUUCGGACUAGGGUUAGUGAUGAUUUCCUCAUUUUGACUGUGUUACCCAUGUUUACAAAAAGAGUGACCUUGUAUGUUCCCGCUCAUUUCCUGGCAGGCAAGAUACUACACUGGUGUUAUGGAAACAUGCACACUGUGUGUCAUAAAUUCAACAUAAUUAUAAAAGAUAAACAGCUGGGUUCAAUUCCAUAGAGCACAAAAAAGUAGCUAAGCACAAAACAAUUAUGCUUACAAGAAUAAGGUUACCAACCAAUAUACUAUCUCACAAGUACUAUCUGUUGCUGGUAUCCUGCUUAUUUUUGCUAAGCAGAAUUUUUAAAGCAGGCAGCUCUAAGAAAUUGGCCCCUGGACAAGUCUUGAGAGGUGCCUGCCUUCCUUCAUACCAAAAUUUGAUAAAAAAGACAGUUCAAUCUCAAUGAAUAAUACAAUUUGUAUGUGCUCUUAGGAUUUGAGCUGUGUAAAAACCAUGCCUGCAGAAAGUCCAUAGGCUCUGUGGCUCGUUUGUAAACAUGUGAUGUCACAGGUCACAUGGUCUAUGCCCCCAUUCUUUCAGGUUGUAGAUGAAGCAGUUGAAAAACAUUUAAAAUGUUGAUACUCAUUUUAAUGUUUAAAAUUGUCACAAUUUAUCAGUAAUGUAUGUGCCCAAUCUAAAGAAAACAUAGUGCUUUAGUCAGUUCUCAACUGCGCUGCAUGAACUAACUCUAAAGUAGCUUAAAUACGCGUAGUUGACUCAUUCUGAUUUUGAUUAUUUAAUAUUUAUACUAAUCUUUCUGAUGAUAAAAACAAUUAUUGUUUUAGGUUAUAAUGUAUUAAAUAAUUAUUAUUGUAUUAAAUAAUGAUUAUAUUUUUGGACAUUUGGGUUUCUUUUUCAGUAAGGGAAUAAUUAAAGGCAGGGUAUACCUUUGGUUGAUGACCAUAAAACAAAAAUUAUUUGGUAAAGAGCACUCUGAAGAGCUGUUGAUAGUAAAACAAAAAACACUGUUUGAAUUGACACCCAUUGAAGUAAAUUGUUGUUUUAGAGAAAGACUUGAUUCUUAACACAGAAGUUUAUCUGAAAAGGGCUACAGGCAUGAAGACUUUCUCGGGCGACUAAAAGACACAAUUCUAUGCAACAAAAGUUUUUUUUUUCUUUCAUUAUUUUCUUGCAACUUCGAUGCCCAAUUGAACCCAACUUUGCACAUUUUGUUAUGCACUUAAUAGGAUACUGGUCUU
This is a messenger RNA of Asterias rubens (European starfish), 2875 nucleotides long. Its product is annotated as beta-parvin-like. Gene Ontology annotation, molecular function: actin binding. NCBI's taxonomy places the organism in Eukaryota, Metazoa, Echinodermata, Asteroidea, Forcipulatida, Asteriidae. Gene Ontology annotation, cellular component: actin cytoskeleton; cytoplasm; focal adhesion. The coding region runs from base 34 to 1128 and encodes 364 amino acids. Gene Ontology annotation, biological process: establishment or maintenance of cell polarity; cell projection assembly; actin cytoskeleton organization. The record is from RefSeq and is a predicted model, not a curated record. The transcript has 13 exons.